Messenger RNA from Chelonus insularis, 1158 nucleotides. RefSeq lists its product as uncharacterized. The record is from RefSeq and is a predicted model, not a curated record. The coding region runs from base 184 to 1065 and encodes 293 amino acids. The transcript has 3 exons. NCBI's taxonomy places the organism in Eukaryota, Metazoa, Arthropoda, Insecta, Hymenoptera, Braconidae.
AUUUGUUAAAAUGAUUUAUCAUUAUUUUCGACAUCGUUAAAUCCUAACAUUUUUCUUAAACUAACAUAAAGUAUUCAUUAUACUAAAUGGUGAUGUCUAACUGACUUAGGUUCCAAAAAACUUUUCAAUUAACAUACAUCAAAUAUAUAAUCAUAAUUGUCUGUCUGAAAAAAUUCUAUAAAAAUGAAUCGAUUUUCUAGCCAUUUUCUAAUAUUUUUAAUUAUUAUUAGCUUUGUAGAGCUAUCUUAUUGUUGUGGUCCUCACAAUGAUCCACUCGAAACUGAAGGAGUUCAUCCCGACUGGUUUGCUGCAAUUUUUUCUACUCCAAAACAAAAUUCAUCGAAGAUUGAUUAUGAAUUUAAGUGUUUAGGUGCUGUGGUUAAUCCAAAAGUUGUAGUGGUCUCUGCAUUAUGUGUACCAAUGGGAUUUCAAGAUGUCACAUCAGUUCGAUUUUAUAACUGGAGUCACAACAGAAACAUAACUAAACAUGUAGCUUAUGAAGAACGUUCCGUAUCAGAAAUGAUGAAUUUUCAGCAACUGAACCCGGGUGAAGUAGGAAGAAACGAUGUCAACUUACUAAUACUUUCUGAAUCAAUACAUUUAAAUUCAUUCGUCACUGUCAAAAAUACUGGUUCAUAUAUUUACGAACACAAAUAUCGUGAAGAUGCAGGUGAUCCAACUCGAUGCAUUUUCAUAGAUACCAAAGGAAACAUGCACAAUGGUUAUGAAGUUCAAUUUGAGUACGUUUAUUCCAUCACCAAACCACAAUGCUGUAAAUUUUUUGGAUAUACAUACUCAGAACAUGUUCCAUUUUCUCCACAUGCUGACAAAUAUUUUAUUAUUGAUGACAAAUGUAAAGUAUUUCUAUUCGAAAUGAACUGCUUUCAAAUCUAUCAUCCCGAUAAUCAGUCAUAUUCACAUUAUAAUCCAUUAAUAUGCCCAGAUUACGAACAGAAUCCGUAUCUGUAUGGAUUUUUAAUUAAUAGGACGAAUGAUCACGUCAAAGUUUCAACUUUUUCAGAAAAUAACCCAUGGAUUAAUGAAGAAUUAAAAAAAUAUCCUUAAUUUAAAUAUAUUUUUUAUCAAUCACAUUACAGAAAUGAAAUGAUAAUUUCAAUUGAAAAUAAUAUAAUGUGCUAUUAAUAUAACUGUUUUAAC